UUACCUCCACCUUGAAACUCAUAACAAUAGCAACGGUUGGAACCAAAUCCUUGAAUUCUGACUAUUUAUUUAGCUGUUCUUCACUACUUUAUGCAAAUUCGCCCACAAAAUAUAUCCCAUAUCAUACAUGUGACUCAAUACAAAAGACAUAGCUUCAAAUGCCAUUAGAAAUAACAUGAUGAGCAGAGCAUCCUUAGUGGUGGAGCGCAAGAUCCUUCGCCUCCUCCAUGGCCAGAAAACUCGAUGCAACCUCCGGCAAAUCCAUGCUCAUUUCAUCUGUCAAUGUCUUCACCAAUCCAACCAAAUCCUUUCCCAUUUUGUAUCUGUUUGUGGUCACCUCAACAAAAUGGACUACGCGAACCUUGUGUUUUUGCAGACCCACAACCCCAACAUUUUGCUUUUUAACUCCAUGAUCAAAGGGUACUCCCUUAAUGGUCCCUUUGAAGAAGCUGUUACCUUGUUUUCUUUAAUGAAAGCUCACGGGAUUUUUCCCGAUGAAUACACGUUUUCGCCUUUGCUGAAGGCAUGUUCGGGUCUUUGUGAUGUAAGAAUCGGACAAUGCAUUCAUGGGGAAGUUCUUAGAUCUGGGUUCGAGCUUUUUGGCUCGGUUCAGGUUGGGGUUCUGGAGUUAUACAGUUCUAGUGGGAGAAUGGAGGAAGCAAAGAAGGUGUUUGAUGGAAUGUCUAAAAGGGAUGUCAUCAUUUGGAAUUUGAUGAUUCGUGGGUUUUGCAAGAGAGGGGAUGUUGAUUUGGGGUUAAGUUUAUUUAGGCAGAUGAGCGAGAGGAGUGUAGUUUCAUGGAAUUCGAUGAUUUCUUACUUAGCACAGAGUGGGAGGCAUAGUGAAGCUUUGGAACUUUUUCACGAAAUGAGGGAGCUGGGGUUCCAACCUGAUGAAGCUACCGUGGUUAUUGUUUUGCCUAUUUGUGCUCAUUUAGGGGAUGUUAAUAUUGGUCAAUGGAUUCAUUCUUAUGCCGAGUCAAGCAAGCUUUAUCGAAACGUGAUUUCCGUGGGAAAUGCAUUGGUUGAUUUUUAUAGUAAGGGUGGAAAUUUGGAAACGGCCCUUCAGGUUUUCAAAGAUAUGCCUUGUAAGAACGUUGUGUCAUGGAAUACCAUGAUCUCAGGUCUGGCUUUUAAUGGAAGAGGAGAACUUGGAGUGGAGUUGUUUGAGGAGAUGAUAAACAAUGGUGAGAGGCCUAAUGAUGCGACUUUUAUAGGGGUGCUAACAUGCUGUACACAUGCAGGGUUGCUUGAAAAAGGGCAAGAGUUGCUUGAUUUAAUGAGCAAAAAUUACCAUAUUGAUCCUAAACUUGAGCAUUAUGGAUGCAUGGUUGAUCUCCUUUCACGCGGUGGAUGCGUGAGAAUGGCUUAUGACCUGAUUAGGAGCAUGCAUAUUCAGCCUAAUGCUACUUUAUGGGGUUCUUUGCUCAGUGCUUGUCGCACUUAUGGUGAACUAGAGCUUGCAGAACUUGCUGUUAAAGAACUUAUCAAUCUUGAACCAUGGAAUUCAGGUAAUUAUGUAUUGUUGUCAAACAUUUAUGCAGAAGAAGGGAGAUGGGAUGAAGUAGAGGAAAUAAGAGUAUUGAUGAGGGAAAAGAGUGUUAAAAAAGCAGUAGGGCAAAGCAUGACAGGGUGAUUACAUUCUAAUCGUUGUACUAUAUGAUUUUGAUAAUUAUAGAAUCUGAACCUGCUUCCUUUCCCUCUAUUUAGAUACUUUAUAUUUUGUUCCACCACCAAAUGCCAAAAGCUUAAACUGUAGAAUCUUUUGGAGAUUUCCUUGUUUUAUUCUCUGAGAAUUAAAUUAGGCGGGGCCUUAAUAUCACACAUAGAUACCAAUCGUAUAGAUCUCUAAAGUGAUUGGUUUUAUCCUAACCUUAACAUCAUAUAAAUAGAUGGAAACCAUUCUGUUAUCAAAAAGAUGGAAAAGGUUUGGACUUUGACACAAUAUCAGCAAGAAUAACCAAUCAACAUUAGUCUCUGAGAGAACUGGCUUCAUUAACUUUCGUCAAUGGGGUUUUAAGUGGCGAUAUCAGGAUACUGCCUGUAAAAAGCUUCUGCCUUUUACAUUAUUUUCGUCAUGCAGAUCAUAUUAGGUAUAAAAAUAUUCCAUAUCUUAUCACAUUUAUUGAUGCUGCACGUACAAAUGAUAUUGAGAAGAUUGAUUUUCGUAUUGCAAUUGAUUGUAACUUUCUAGCUAUCAAGAUGCCUCCUACCGUUUUUCAAUGCCAAAAGCUGGUAAUCUGAAAUUUAGAUUGCAUUUAUAGAGCUGUUAUCUGUCUGGAUGCCCCCCAAAAGGUCAGUUUUUGAAGUCUUAAGAAUCUCCAUCUUGCUAAAGUCCUCCUAUUUGAGGAUAAAAACUCAUUGAAGAAUCUUUUAUCAGGCUGUCUGGUUCUUGAAGAACUAUGUAUGGAACUCAGACAAUCAGAAUCUGAUUUUAGUAAAAACCAGAAGUUUUCUGUUAUUUCACCUGCAUUGAAGAUUCUAAGAUGGCAACGUUUAGGACAUUCUGAUAGAUUUGGUAGUUUUUUAUGUUGUUGAAGCACCAAAACUUGAAUAUCUUGAUCUUGUGGAACAUUCUCUGCUGGGUUUUUGAAUGAGUGCUUCAACCUCUUUAACUUUUUGGGUUACCUUAUCAAUCAUGAAGCUUUUCCAAGGCAUCUCCAAUGCUCAAAACUUGAAUUAUCCACACGCCUUACAUUUGCUUCCUCCAGAUGGUUGAGGAAGAGCUUGAUAAUUUACCCAAGUUCUGCAAUUUGAUCCAUUUGAAAAUAUGAAGUUGCCCAGAUAUGCAUUUUGUUCUUCCAUACUUCAACAUUCACCUCAUUUGAUGCAUUUAAUCUUUGAUAAGGAUCACGUCAUCCAUGGACCAUUAACCAGGAGGUCUCCAGGGUCGGUUCCAAUGUAGUACAAUUCUUUUCUGAUACAUUGAUAGGAAACGGUAUUACUCUGCUUGACUUAAAGGGGAAUUAGAGCUUCAAGACUUAGUGGUCUAAGAGCUUAUCAAUUCAUAGGGGAGGGGUUCAUAAGAUAAUAGAGGGGACCUGGUGCAUCCUCUUUUGAUUCAUUCCUAUACAUUGCACACAAUUUAAUUAAUUGGACGCCAACUUUGAGGGAUUUUUGGUUCAUGAAAGAUGAAAGGAUCCAAUAUGAAUUGUAUUGGUCUCUUCUCUGCUACUAUAAAUUACUACUUUUCCGCACUCCAUUCCAUCCAUCUAUCCAUAGUCGCAAAAAUUGCCCUUUGCCUUAUUUAUAACAUCUCAAUUCCUGAAGCUAGCAGUGAAAGCAAAAAUGGAAAGGAAGAGCUGCUGCGGUUCCAGGAACUAUGUAUGCACCCCAAAGAAGGAAGCAAUGGUGACUCCAAAGAAGGAAGAAGAUGUGAAACCUGAUAUUACCAAGGGAGGCCAUCAUGCUGCACCAGUUCCAGUACCUGCUGCUGUGGUGAAAAUACCCAAGAAGGAAGAGAAUGAGACCGUCAGUGUUAAGAAUGAGGCUUCUAAGCCUAAUGUUGGUUGUGGUGGGUGUAACUAGUCAUUUUUAUAUCUAGAAACAAAGUUAGAGGGGAGCCCAUAUCACAUACUAUUCUUAUACAGUUAAUAUAUUAUAGUCGAAAACUAGCUUCUCACUGCUAUUUUAGAAAGAAUAUUGUCAUGUUUCAGUAAUACCCCUCAAAUUACAAAUGUUUAUAUAAAGAGGUCUAGUUACCGAAGUCUAUAGGGUAUAAGCUGCCUCAUCCUAUCAUGUAAGAGAAUAAUAUCUUAUUUACUAUUUAUCUCAACUAAAACUCUUAAAUCUUUAAAAGAUUACA
Molecule: messenger RNA, 3802 nt
Organism: Gossypium raimondii (Peruvian cotton)
Lineage: Eukaryota; Viridiplantae; Streptophyta; Magnoliopsida; Malvales; Malvaceae
Product: pentatricopeptide repeat-containing protein At1g09190
Exons: 3
Coding region: 176-1633 (485 amino acids)
Biological process (GO): RNA modification
Molecular function (GO): protein binding; RNA binding
Source: RefSeq, a predicted model, not a curated record